Messenger RNA from Lampris incognitus (smalleye Pacific opah), 1230 nucleotides. It is a transcript of the gene trhra, whose product is annotated as thyrotropin-releasing hormone receptor a. Gene Ontology annotation, cellular component: membrane. The record is from RefSeq and is a predicted model, not a curated record. NCBI's taxonomy places the organism in Eukaryota, Metazoa, Chordata, Actinopteri, Lampriformes, Lampridae. Gene Ontology annotation, molecular function: thyrotropin-releasing hormone receptor activity. The transcript is spliced from 3 exons. The coding region runs from base 1 to 1230 and encodes 409 amino acids. Gene Ontology annotation, biological process: phospholipase C-activating G protein-coupled receptor signaling pathway.
AUGGAGAACGCCACGCUGGGUAACGUGACCGUGACUGACGCGUUGGCUCGGGAGAACCACACGCUCGGUGUUUGGACGGACUACAGCGCUGAAUACAAAGCGCUCAGCGUGCUGUUGGUGUGCGUCAUCUGCGGGGUGGGCAUCGUGGGGAACGUGAUGGUGAUAACGGUGGUCCUCACCACCAAACACAUGCGGACCCCCACCAACUGCUACCUGGUGAGCCUGGCCGUGGCUGACCUGAUGGUGCUGACGGCCGCGGGGCUGCCCAACAUCUCCGACGCCCUGUACGGGCAGUGGGUGUACGGCUACCUGGGCUGCCUGGGCAUCACCUAUUUCCAGUACCUGGGCAUAAACGCGUCUUCGUGCUCCAUCACGGCGUUCACCGUGGAGCGCUACAUCGCCAUCUGCCACCCCAUCAAGGCGCAGUUCCUCUGCACCCUGUCCAGGGCGAAGAGGAUCAUAGUGACGGUGUGGGCUUUCACGUGUGUCUACUGUGUGAUGUGGCUCUUCCUGUCCGACACCAAGAAGCUGGUUUACGACAACGUGGUCCUGGUCAGCUGCGCCUACAAGGUGUCGAGGAAUCUCUACUUGCCCAUUUACUUCACGGAUUUCGCCGUUUUCUACGUGCUGCCUCUCAUGCUGGCCACCGUGCUCUACGGACUGAUCGCGAGAAUCCUCUUCCUCAACCCGCUGCCGUCGGACCCCAAAGACGGCACCAAGAAAUGGAAGAAAGACACGUAUCAGGGCGGCCGGAUGGUCAGCAGAACUUCCUCCAGCAACGCCACUGCUGCCUCCCGCCGACAGGUGACAAAGAUGCUGGCUGUGGUGGUGAUACUUUUUGCCUUACUCUGGAUGCCCUACCGAACUCUGGUGGUGAUCAAUUCCUUCCUGGACAGAGCGUACCUGGAGGCCUGGUUCCUGCUCUUCUGCCGUCUCUGCAUCUACUUAAACAGUGCAAUCAACCCCAUCGUCUACAACGCCAUGUCGCAGAAGUUCCGUGCUGCUUUCAGGAAGCUUUGCCACUGUGGUCCUCAGCAGAUAGAGAAGCCUGCGUCAUACAGCGUGGCGCUGACCUACAGCAUCAUCAAGGAGACGUCCAACGGGGAAAGCCCCAACCACGUCACCACCGAGAUGGACGAGCUAACCACACUGACCGAUCGCAUCCUGCCAACUACCAAGAAUCUGUCAUUUGAGGACCCCACCCAUUUAUGGAGUGCGGACAAGGCCUGA